ACAAAGUUAAAAACCCCGUUCCAAUCCAUAUGCUUUCAUUCUAUCAACUCAAUAAUCAAAUUGUUAAUCUUAAUUAAUCAAUGUUACCGUAUACCCAGAAAAAAACAGUGCUUUACAAGUACAACUACAACCCCCACACGACUACUUGUUGAAGCCUGCUGCUACUGCUAGUGCAAUAAGGUGCGUGUCAUUCAUUCUUCUCACCAAUUCCCAAUUAGAUAAGUGAUAUGUGGUUGGAAUGGAGCAACCUUUGUACGAUUGAUGAUGGAGUUGAAAGAGAGUAGAGAUUCCCAAAAUUCACAAAUGGAGGAAACCCAAUUUGCUCCAUGAUCAGAUCUACAAUGGAGUUCUGCAAUCCAACCUUCUACCACACUGAUUUGACCGAUUACGAUUCCUCCUAUGAUUCUUACUACGAUUAUGCUCAAACGGAGCCCCCAAUCCCGCAAUCCAGCAACGAACCCAGCUUCUACAAUCUCCUUGACUACCCACCUCCUUGCUAUUUUGGGGAGGCUUAUGAUUCUGGAGUUGACGACUCGGCUGAUGCUUCCUAUGGCUCCAAUUUCAGAGAUCCCGUUGACGAUGGGGCUUCUGGUUUCCCAAUUAGCUACUCGGCAUACGCUUGCUCUGCCUCGACUUUCAGUGCGCCCAAAGUGAUUGAAUAUGACCCUCAACUUUAUGGCGAUGGUCACCAGAAGGUGUCGACCCAAUUUGUGAUAUCAUACUCUGUUGCGGAAUUUAAUGAGCCUGAUUUUGAAGAGUACGACCCGACUCCUUACGACGGUGGCUAUGACAUUUGCCAAACCUACGGUAAGCCGCUUCCACCUUCCAAUGAAAUAUGUUACCCACCGAACUCUUCCUCUUCAGCUCCAAAACCCCCACCGCCGAUUGAAGCCAUUGCCGUUCCAAUUGAGUCGCAGAAGGGGAAAGAGGAGGUACCUAAGGAAGCGCCAAAGGGGAAAAUCGAGGAGCAAACCAAGCCGCCCCAGAUCCAGGGGAUAUUGCCAUGGACAUUGCCAUUGCCAUGGCCAUUGGCAUGGCACCCACAACAACCAGUGGCAGAUAGCAGCAGAUUAUCUUUUCGGAAGCCAUUAUCCUUAUGCAGAUGGAAGGGGCCAAGGCCAAGGGGGAGCCUCUUAAUGGCUACGUUUGGUUGAAUGAUUUCAAUCGUUCUGAACUCUGAACAUGUUUGGUCUGCUUUCUCUGUGUCAAAUUGUAGAUGAUUUGUAAUUUCUCCUUCUCUUUGCCUCCACUUUAAUCCGCAAUAAGUGGGUUUGGUUCUGUAAUAACAAGGAUUAUAAUCCUAUGGAAUACGCUUCUUUCCGCAGAAUUCUCUCUUUCGGUAGAGUUGCGGCUCCCUAAAGAAAAUACGAGGGUUAAAUAAGAGGUUGUUUAUUAUUAAA
Messenger RNA from Momordica charantia (bitter melon), 1400 nucleotides. RefSeq lists its product as uncharacterized. Gene Ontology annotation, biological process: protein phosphorylation. Gene Ontology annotation, molecular function: phosphatidic acid binding; protein serine/threonine kinase activity. The record is from RefSeq and is a predicted model, not a curated record. NCBI's taxonomy places the organism in Eukaryota, Viridiplantae, Streptophyta, Magnoliopsida, Cucurbitales, Cucurbitaceae.